Darwinula stevensoni is the source of this 2672-nucleotide messenger RNA. The record is from the annotation of a GenBank genome assembly. Lineage: Eukaryota; Metazoa; Arthropoda; Ostracoda; Podocopida; Darwinulidae.
GAACAGACACAUAGACAAAAGGGGAUGGAAGAAUGGCACUGACGUGCUCUUGAUUGACUUGGCCUCUGAGUCUAUUGGAAAGUUGGAUCGAAGCCCAACAAUUCCUUCCCUGUUCGCUUCCCGAGUCUUCAUUCAGCGCUCGAUGCUAUCACCGAGAUCCAUUCCACAAGGUGAUUAAAGAGACACCGGUGAUGAGGAACCCGGCUUGACCCGGAAUGGGGCAAGCGCGGCCGCGGGCGUCUCCUCUCAACCCUGUCAACCAGAGUUUCCUUCUCAGUCCAGUUCCGCCUUGCUCUCGAUUGCGCUCUUCAAGCUAUUCUCUCACGAGUGUCGCUCGACCGCCUUGGUCUUUUUCAGAGUGAUGAAGUGAGCAGGCGAUGCUGAGGAGAAUGAGUCGACGGUUGAACGUUCGCCUGGUGCUGACCUGCGCCCUCGCCGGUCUCUUCUGCGGGUCAUUCACCUUCUGGGCGUCCUGCCCCCGGGUGAGAUCGGGGGCCCCCGAUCCCGACAUGGUCGACGAGGAUGGGGAGGACCCGCCAGUCAAGACUGCCAGGGACAUCAAGGGGAACCAGGUUCACGUGGAAGGGGACUGCAAGAAUCUCCCGUGUAUCAUCAAUGGAGAGGAUAGCAUCAUGUGUCGAGCUUCUGAAGACGAAGUCUUCGUCCCUUUCACCUUUCUCUCUCAAUACUUCGAGGUGGAAGGAAAGCUGAGGGGAGGAGAGACUGAUCCUCAUUUCGAAUGGAUCCAUGCCCCAAAGAAGGGGCUGUAUGAGCCUCAGGAGCCUUAUGAUCCCAAGGGGGCCUUCGGUUGGUUCUCCAAUUACAAUGUGGAGGUCCGUGAUCGGGUCAAGUGCAUAUCUGCCCUUCAUGAUGUGCCAGUGAGCACGCAGUGGUCGAGUUCUGGAUACCUGUACCCAAUUCAGAUUGCUCAGUAUGCCCUGAGUCACUUCAGCAAGAACCUCACAGACCCUGGACCUCGGAUCACCGUGGUUGCCGACAGCGACCAGGUCAUAGGUCAAUGGAAGAUCUCCCCCAAUUCCUUUGUCCAGCGGAUCUAUGACAAGCAGCUUUCCACCAACAUCGUGGAGUUCCACGUCUCCAAGGAGGGUGGAAUGGAGCUCCACCUUCCUGGGAAGCCUGCGGAGCUCGUUCUCGGAAUGGAUCUGAAUCUUGAAGGCGAAGGGAAGAUCACGGUAGCCGUGAAAGACGAAGAUGGACCGGAAGUUUUCCAGCUCCACUACGAGACUUCACGGGAUCUUCUUACGGUGGAGUCGGAAAAAGAAGGAAUCGUGUAUGGACUGAGGAUUGGAAGUGGAUGGAGGCGAUUUGUGAGAGAUCUCUUUUUCGACCUUCAGAAAGGCCUUGCCGUCAUGGAAGGGAAGAGGAGGAAGAGAAUGACCCGAUCUCGUCUCACGCCCCUCUCCAUCUCCUUUGUGGGGAAAGGACACGUGGACAACGUGACACUCAGUACCACGGACCACGUGACCCUAUUCUUCCAAGGUGCGGACUGGUUCGUGUCGUCUCAAGAUCAGGACUCGGGAGGAUGGCCGGUCCCCGUCGAACGGCGUCUGGCUCAGCGACAGUUGAUCCUGAAACCUGGCUGGCAUUCUGCAAUGGCACAGGGACAAGCCUUGUCCGUCUUAGCACGAGCCUUCCACGCUUCCAAGAACGAGAAAUACCUGGAUGCUGCCUUGAAGGGAGUGAACCCAUUUCGAGUCAACAGUUCAGACGGAGGCGUGAGGACGUAUUUCCUGGAUAAAUUCGUCUUUUACGAAGAAUACCCGACCGUCCCCAGCAGUUUUGUGCUCAACGGCUUCAUCUAUUCCCUGUUGGGACUCUUCGAUCUCGCGUCCAUCUUGGGACCCACUCAUCCUUCUCACGAAUCUGUGAACCACCUCUACCAGGAGGGACUGACCUCUCUGCUAGCCCUGUUACCCUUGUACGACACAGGGUCGGGGUCUGUCUAUGACUUGAGACAUUUCACUUUAGGGGGAGGUCCCCCUCCAAAUCUCGCUCGUUGGGACUAUCAUGUUACCCAUAUCAAUCAGUUGCGGCUCCUGGCCACCAUUGAGGAACACCCGAUUCUCUCUUCAACAGCUGAACGUUGGUUCUCCUAUAUGAAUGGACAUAGGGCUCCCCAUAACUGACCGACUUUCGUUCUUUCCUUCAUUCCCAGAUCUCUAAGUUUAUCAUUUUGAGUACUUUUGACGUCCAUAUCAGUGAAUCGUACUUGAAUGGGGAGGGGGGGACACGUGUUCUUGCCAGAUCCUGAUUGUUGUGAUAUAAGGGAAUUUCAAUGUGAUACCUCCUUGUGCACCAUGACAGGGCUGCUGCUGACCUGAACUUUUCAUGGUUGACUGAUGUAGAUCCAAAAUGAGAACAGAAUCUCUUUCUAGUUUCUCUCUUCUCCACAAUAAGAGAAAAAGUCUUCCAUCAGCAACUGUCUCUGUGCUUGCUUAGUAUAGUUGGCAACAUGUCCAUCGUGUUUCUGGUUGCAGAGGAUGGGUUUCAUGGUACAGUAGUCUGCCAUCCCUCGUCAUGGAGAGACAUUACUGCAAGAAAUUUACUGUUGAUUGUUUCAGAGCCAAGAGUGUUUGUAUGUCUUCCCUAGAAUGGCUGUUGCACAUGGAUAUGAUCCUUUUGUAUCAAGAAUAAAUUGAGCUUUUUCCACA